AUGCAAAGGAUCAAAACCUUAGGGCGCACUCUCAUAUUCCCUUCUCACACUCCCUUCCUUCACGACCACUCCCUCCCUCUCUCCCACCUAGACACCGACCCCAACCUCCACCUCACCUUCCGUUACCUCCGCGCGUACACUUCAACCGCUUCAACAACCUCCCUCGACCCCUUCCAAGUCAUAUCCUCCUCCCUCUCCCACGCGCUCCCCCACUUUUACCCCCUCGCCGCCACGCUACGCCGUCGCCCAACCUCCCCCAACCGCCUUGAACUCUGGUGUGCCGCUGGCCAGGGCGUUCCCCUCGUCCGCGCCGCAGCCGAUUUCACUCUCCACUCCGUCCGCCACCUCGACGACCUGGCCUCGCCUCUCGCGGAGCAGUUGGUGCCCGACCCGGGACCCCAGGAGGGGCUGGAGCACCCCUGCAUACUCCAGGUGACGGUCUUCGCAUGCGGAGGGUUCGUCCUCGGCGCCGCCAUUCACCACGCGCUGUGCGACGGCAUGGGCGGCACGCUGUUCUUCAACGCGGUGGCGGAGCUGGCGCGUGGGGCCUCGCGGAUGACGGUAGAGGCGGUGUGGGAGCGUGACAGGUUGAUGGGUCCCAGAGACCCGCCAAGAGUGGAUUCAGCGUUAAUUUAUGAGUUUUUGCGUUUGGAAAAAGGGUUAUUGCCGUACGAAGAUGGUGUUGGUGGGGUUGCUAGAGAGUGCUUUCACGUGAGGGAUGCGGGCUUGGACAUGUUUAAGAGGUACUUGUUGGAGCAAUCUGGGUUGAACUUCACCGUUUUUGAGGCUCUUGGUGCCUACAUUUGGAGGGCUAAGGUGAGGGCCUCUGGAAUCGAGGGUCAUGAGAAGGUGAAGUUUGCAUACUCAAUUAACAUACGGAGACUAGUAAAGCCACAACUCCCUGGUGGUUACUGGGGAAAUGGUUGUGUGCCAAUGUACGUAGUGGUGAGUGCCAAAGACUUGGUAGAGAAACCCGUCUGGGAAACUGCAGAGCUAAUAAAAAAGAGUAAAAGUAAUGUCAGUGAUGAGUAUGUUCGGUCAUACAUAGAUUAUCAGGAGCUGCAUUAUGGUGAUGGGGUCACAGCAGGAAGAGAGGUGAGUGGGUUCACUGAUUGGAGGCAUUUGGGGCAUUCAAGUGUGGACUUUGGGUGGGGAGGCCCAGUUACUGUUUUGCCCCUUGGAAGGAACCUGCUUGGGAGUGUUGAGCCUUGCUUCUUUCUGCCUUAUUCAACUACCUCUGCUCAUCAGAAGGAGGGCUUCAAGGUUUUGGUGAAUCUGAGACACUCUGCAUUGCCUGCUUUCAGACAAGACAUGCAAGUGUUCUCCAGUAGCCAAGACCAGUGGCCAAGUCACAUAUAG
Messenger RNA from Sphenostylis stenocarpa, 1359 nucleotides. NCBI's taxonomy places the organism in Eukaryota, Viridiplantae, Streptophyta, Magnoliopsida, Fabales, Fabaceae. The record is from the annotation of a GenBank genome assembly.